Messenger RNA from Lampris incognitus (smalleye Pacific opah), 3932 nucleotides. Its product is annotated as leucine--tRNA ligase, cytoplasmic-like. The record is from RefSeq and is a predicted model, not a curated record. The transcript is spliced from 32 exons. The coding region runs from base 103 to 3657 and encodes 1184 amino acids. Gene Ontology annotation, biological process: leucyl-tRNA aminoacylation. Gene Ontology annotation, molecular function: aminoacyl-tRNA deacylase activity; ATP binding; leucine-tRNA ligase activity. Lineage: Eukaryota; Metazoa; Chordata; Actinopteri; Lampriformes; Lampridae.
AAGAACCGGUGGCGUGGUUUUUUUUUCCCUUGUCAAUUUCAUUGAACUGUCGCAGGUACUUUUUGUGACUAAAUAACAAAAUAUCACACCACUUGAAUAGAAAUGACGGAGCGAAAGGGAACUGCAAAGUUGGACUUUUUGAGAAAAGUAGAGCUAGAGAUCCAACAGAAAUGGGAGAAGGAGAAAGCCUUCGAGUGUGAUGCACCAACAACUAUCGGGCAAAGCACCAACAAAAACAAAUAUUUUGUCACCUUCCCCUACCCUUAUAUGAAUGGCAGACUGCACCUUGGCCACACUUUCAGUCUAUCGAAGUGUGAGUUUGCUGUUGGUUACCAGCGUCUGAAAGGGAAGCAAUGCCUGUUUCCGUUUGGGCUGCACUGCACAGGAAUGCCCAUCAAAGCCUGUGCAGACAAGCUGAAGAGAGAGAUGGAACUGUAUGGAAACCCUCCGCAGUUCCCAGAUGAAGAGGAGGAGGAAGAGGAGAAGCCCAAGGUGGCUGAUGAAAUCAUCAUCAAGGACAAAGCAAAGGGCAAGAAGAGCAAAGCAGUGGCUAAGUCUGGUGCUUCCAAGUUCCAGUGGGACAUAAUGAGAUCUCUCGGUUUGAGUGACAAGGAGAUCGUCAAGUUUGCUGAGGCUGAACAUUGGCUUGAGUACUUCCCUCCUCUGGCUGUCAAAGACCUCAAACAAAUGGGAGUUAAGGUGGACUGGAGGCGCUCAUUUAUCACCACAGACGUGAACCCCUUCUAUGACUCCUUUGUCAAGUGGCAGUUCAUCACAUUGAAGGAGAGGAAGAAGAUCAAUUUUGGGAAAAGGUACACCAUUUACUCUCCCAAGGAUGGACAGCCUUGUAUGGACCACGACAGACAGACAGGAGAGGGAGUUGGACCACAGGAGUACACACUCAUCAAGAUGAAGAUAGUUGAACCAUACCCAGCAAAACUCAAGUCCAAGGUCUUCUAUAGCAGUGGCUUUAAAGGCAAGAACAUCUACCUGGUGGCAGCCACUCUACGACCAGAGACCAUGUUUGGCCAAACCAACUGCUGGGUGAGGCCAGACUUGAAGUACAUAGCCUUUGAGACGGCCAACGGAGAUAUCUUCAUCAGCACGAGAAGGUCUGCCAGGAACAUGUCCUACCAGGGCUUCACCAAGGAGAAUGGAACAGUGCCAGUGGUUAUGGAGAUACUGGGACAGGAUAUACUAGGCUGUGCUUUGAACGCCCCUCUGACAUCUUAUAAGACCAUCUAUGCUCUGCCCAUGCUCACCAUCAAGGAAGACAAAGGUACAGGUGUAGUGACCAGUGUACCUUCUGAUGCUCCUGAUGACAUUGCUGCCCUCAGGGACAUCAAGAAAAAGCAGGCCCUGAGAGAGAAGUAUGGAAUCGAGGAUAAAAUGGUGUUGCCUUUUGAGCCGGUCCCCAUCAUUGAGAUCCCAGGCUACGGAAACCUCUCCGCUCCCCUGGUUUGUGAUGAGCUUAAGAUCCAGAGCCAGAAUGACAGGGAGAAGCUAGCUGAGGCCAAGGAGAAGGUCUACCUGAAGGGAUUCUAUGAAGGGAUCAUGCUGGUUGAUGGCUACAAGGGGCAGAAAGUCCAGGAUGUUAAAAAGCCCAUCCAGAAGAUGAUGGUGGAAAAGGGUGAAGCCAUGAUGUACAUGGAACCUGAAAAGCAGGUCAUGUCGCGGUCAUGCGACGAGUGUGUGGUGGCCCUCUGUGACCAGUGGUAUCUGGACUAUGGAGAUGAAGAGUGGAAGGCACAGACUAACAAAGCCCUCAAGUCUUUAGAGACGUUCUGUGAUGAGACCAGGAAGAACUUUGAGGCAACUCUAGCUUGGCUCCAGGAGCAUGCGUGCUCUCGCACCUAUGGCCUUGGAACGCGGCUGCCUUGGGACCAGCAGUGGUUGAUUGAGUCGCUGUCAGACUCCACCAUCUACAUGGCAUACUACACAGUGGCACACCUCCUUCAGGGGGGUGUACUGAAUGGACAGGGGCUGUCGCCGCUGGCCAUCAAGCCAGAGCAGAUGACCAGGGAGGUGUGGGACUUCAUCUUCUUUAAGACUACUCCUUUCCCCAGUACAAGUAUCCCCAAGGAGAACCUCCAGAGGCUGAGGAGGGAGUUUGAAUACUGGUACCCUGUGGACGUACGCGUGUCUGGCAAAGACCUGGUCCCCAAUCACCUGUCCUACUACCUGUACAAUCAUGUGGCUAUGUGGUCCAAUGACAAUGGGAAGUGGCCACAGGCAGUGCGAGCCAAUGGACACCUAUUGCUCAACUCUGAAAAGAUGUCCAAAUCCACAGGAAACUUCCUCAGUCUCCGUCAAGCCAUCGACAAAUUCUCCGCAGAUGGCAUGCGGCUGGCUCUGGCUGAUGCAGGAGACACCGUGGAGGACGCCAAUUUCGUUGAGACAAUGGCAGACGCCGGCAUCCUGCGACUCUACACCUGGGUGGAGUGGGUGAAAGAGAUGAUUGCCAACCAGAACAACCUGAGGACAGGGUCUGCCGAUACAUUCAAUGACAGGGUCUUUGCCAGUGAGAUGAAUGCUGGCAUCCUGAAGACAGAGCAACACUACGAUAGGAUGAUGUACAAGGAAGCUCUGAAAAGUGGAUUCUUUGAGUUCCAGGCUGCCAAAGAUAAGUAUCGAGAGCUAGCAAUUGAGGGCAUGCACAAAGACCUUGUCUUCCAGUUCAUAGAGAGACAGACUCUACUGCUGGCCCCAAUCUGCCCACAUCUGUGUGAAUACACAUGGGGUCUGCUCGGAAAGCCCGGUUCUUUGAUGAAGGCAUCAUGGCCUGUGGCCGGUCCAGUUGAUGAGGUUCUGAUUCGUUCCUCUCAGUAUCUGAUGGAAACUGCCCAUGACCUUCGACUACGACUCAAAGCGUACAUGCUGCCCCCCAAGAACAAGAAAGGUGAUACGAAACCACCAACCAAGCCCUCCCAUUGUACCAUUUACAUAGCCAAGAGCUACCCUCCAUGGCAGCACAGCGCCUUGUCCCUGCUUGGCAAGCACUACAAGAGCAACGGUGGAGUCUUGCCAGACAACAAAGUAAUAGCCGGUGAGUUAGGAGCCCUACCUGAAUUGAAGAAGUACAUGAAGAGAGUCAUGCCGUUUGUAGCCAUGAUCAAGGAGAACCUGGAGAAGAAUGGGCCACGGGUUCUGGACCUGGAGCUGGAGUUUGAUGAGCGGGCAGUUCUGUUAGAGAACCAAGUCUACCUCACCAAUUCCCUGGAGUUGGAACAGAUAGAUGUCCUGUUUGCAUCAGAGGCUGAUGACAAAGUGAAGGAGGACUGUUGUCCAGGGAAACCUUUCAGUGUUUUCAGAUCAGAGCCUGGUGUGUCUGUGUCUCUGAUCAACCCACAGCCAUCCAAUGGUCUUUUCUCUACCAAGAUUGACAUCCGACAGGGCGACAGCAGGGACAGCAUUGUGCGACGACUUGCCAAGGUCAAUAGACUCAUCAAAGAUCUGUCCAGGGUGAAACUGAUGCGGUAUGAGGACCCUGUGCUAGGGUCACGCCGGGUGCCCAUUCUGGGACGGGAGGAGCAGGGCAAGCUACUUGUCCCCGACAAGUCUGUCUUCAGUAUCAGCCUGGAGGACAAGAAGAUCACAAUGGCUGACAAUGGACUUACAGUGGACAUAGGGGACACUCUUGUUUAUCUUGUUCACUAGAGUAAUGCACACAUACACAUACACACAUAUAGACCACACAUGCAAACACAUUCUGGGACACAUUCAGCAUUUAGUAUUUUGUGAAAGGUUCACAUUUACAAUGUGAAAUGCCAAGAUUAAAUUGUGUUACAAAGCCAUACAAUGCUGACUUGAAAGCGACUCUUGCCUUCAUUACGAUUCACCUUAUGCCUGCCACAUUUGUGAUGGGGAUAUGUAUAUGCAUGUUGUAUGUUUUUCAAGACCUUGUCAUCUGCCACUGCUUGUGCAGUUGGAUU